Oxyura jamaicensis (ruddy duck) is the source of this 9226-nucleotide messenger RNA. It is a transcript of the gene ROBO2, whose product is annotated as roundabout guidance receptor 2. The coding region runs from base 906 to 5648 and encodes 1580 amino acids. NCBI's taxonomy places the organism in Eukaryota, Metazoa, Chordata, Aves, Anseriformes, Anatidae. The transcript has 31 exons. Gene Ontology annotation, molecular function: protein binding. The record is from RefSeq and is a predicted model, not a curated record.
CCAGGCAGCCGCGGGAGCCGCCGCGCUCAUUCUCCUCCCUCUCUCUCCCUCUCCCCGCCAGCCCGGGGUGUCCGCGGCGGCGGGAGGCGGAGGCGGCGGCAGGGGAGAGGCUGAGGCGAGGCUGAGGCGGUCGCCGGGCUGCCGGGGCCGCCCGGGAGAUCUCCGCGCCCCCAGCCGCACGCACCCCGCUGCCACAGCGGCAGCAGCGGCUCCCCGGCGGAGUUGCUGCCCUCCGGCAGUUCCCGCUCGGGUUUCCAGUGAGGAGGGAGGUGCAGGGGAGAGAGGCGGCUUGCUUCGCAGGGGAUGCUGAGAAAGCCGUUCCCUCCUGUAGCACAUUGCCUAGGCGUUCCUAUUAUGGAAGUUAAGUGAGAAACUCCGCAGCUUGAACCGAUUUGGGGGAGAGAGAGAGGAAAAGGGGUAGGGGGAGGGAGAGAGGCAAGCAAAAUAGCCGAACCGAGCCAAUGGUUUUCCUGCAAAGUGCCGGGAAGUUUGCGGAACACUUUCUAGGAAUCAGGUCCUCUCUCAGAGCCUCUCCUUGUCCUCGGAAGAAAGAGCUGGCGUUUGGAUUGCCAUGGAUCCUAAAGAGGGGCUUAGACACACGUGAAUAAUUCCCCUGCUCGGGCUCGAUUGGUGGGAAUUUAGGAAGGAGCGUGUGUGCAAAGCAGAAGCCUUCGGAGCUCGCUCCCUGCUCUAAUCUGUAUGGAUCUAAAAGUGGCACACUCAAGACUUUUCCAUCUGCAGCUUUUCGCUUCCAGGCUUCCCUUUCCGCUCUAAGUAGCUGCUAGGACACUGAAAACUUUUGGACCCUGCGUCUUACUGGUUUUGGAUACUUUUUUCUGUUUUUGUUUUUGGAUCUCUGUGGAAUUGGUCUCGCAAACGAUCGGGAUUGCUUUUAAUAUGUCAAAAUGGGUCUGCUGACGCCACUCCUGCUCGUUGGAUUUGCAUUUUUUCAAGUCUAUGGAUCUCGUCUCCGCCAGGAGGAUUUUCCGCCUCGGAUUGUUGAGCAUCCUUCAGAUGUGAUAGUCUCUAAAGGAGAGCCAACGACCCUGAACUGUAAAGCUGAAGGACGGCCAACUCCUACUAUUGAGUGGUACAAAGAUGGAGAGCGAGUGGAAACUGACAAAGAUGAUCCUCGCUCCCACCGUAUGCUGCUGCCUAGCGGAUCUUUAUUUUUCUUACGUAUUGUGCAUGGACGCAGGAGUAAACCUGAUGAAGGAAGUUAUGUUUGUGUAGCAAGGAACUAUCUUGGAGAAGCUGUGAGUCGCAACGCAUCUCUGGAAGUGGCAUUGCUACGGGAUGACUUCCGCCAAAACCCUACAGAUGUUGUGGUGGCAGCUGGAGAGCCUGCCAUACUGGAGUGCCAGCCACCUCGUGGACACCCUGAGCCUACCAUCUACUGGAAGAAGGAUAAAGUCCGCAUUGAUGACAGGGAAGAGCGGAUCAGUAUACGUGGUGGGAAGCUAAUGAUCUCCAAUACACGAAAAAGUGAUGCUGGCAUGUACACUUGUGUUGGAACCAACAUGGUGGGGGAGCGAGACAGUGAUCCAGCAGAGCUGACUGUCUUUGAGCGGCCCACGUUUCUCAGGCGGCCAAUUAACCAAGUGGUGCUGGAGGAGGAGGCUGUGGAUUUCCGGUGCCAGGUGCAGGGGGACCCGCAGCCGACCGUCCGCUGGAAGAAAGAUGACGCAGACCCACCAAGAGGAAGGUAUGACAUCAAAGAUGACUACACUUUGCGCAUUAAGAAGGCUAUGAGCACAGAUGAAGGAACCUACACAUGCAUUGCGGAGAAUCGAGUCGGAAAAGUGGAAGCCUCUGCUACCCUUACUGUGCGAGCUCGCCCCGUUGCUCCUCCACAGUUUGUGGUGAGACCACGAGAUCAGAUUGUAGCCCAGGGUCGAACAGUGACUUUUCCUUGUGAAACGAAAGGAAAUCCCCAACCAGCUGUUUUUUGGCAAAAAGAAGGAAGCCAGAAUCUGCUCUUCCCAAACCAGCCUCUCCAACCCAACAGCAGGUAUUCAGUAUCACCAACUGGAGACCUCACUAUUACCAACAUUCAACGGUCUGAUGCGGGCUACUACAUUUGUCAAGCACUGACAGUUGCUGGAAGCAUUUUAGCAAAGGCUCAGCUGGAGGUCACUGAUGUCUUGACAGAUAGACCUCCACCCAUCAUCCUCCAGGGGCCUGUCAAUCAGACACUGGCAGUGGAUGGGACAGCUCUGCUGAAGUGCAAGGCUACUGGCGACCCGCAUCCCGUUAUCAGCUGGUUAAAAGAAGGCUUCACCUUUCUGGGCAGAGACCCUCGGACAUCCAUACAGGAUCAGGGGACACUUCAGAUUAAAACUCUGAGGCUGUCUGAUACUGGAACUUACACUUGCGUUGCUACAAGUUCAAGUGGGGAGACAUCAUGGAGUGCUGUGCUGGAGGUGACAGAGUCGGGUGGAGCAGCAGUCAGUAAAAAUUAUGACAUAAAUGACCUCCCUGGGCCACCAUCCAAACCUCAGGUCACUGAUGUUACUAAGAACAGUGUCACCCUGUCCUGGCAACCAGGGACCCCUGGAAGCCUACCAGCUAGUGCAUAUAUCAUUGAGGCUUUUAGUCAGUCUGUGAGCAAUAGCUGGCAAACAGUGGCUAACCAUGUGAAGACCACUCUCUACACUGUGAGAGGACUGCGCCCCAAUACAAUCUACCUGUUCAUGGUGAGAGCUAUCAAUUCACAAGGUCUGAGUGAUCCCAGCCCAAUGUCAGAUCCUGUCCGAACACAAGAUAUCAGCCCACCAGCACAAGGUGUGGAUCACAGGCAAGUUCAGAAAGAACUGGGAGACGUCAUUGUACGACUACAUAACCCUGUUGUGCUGACACCCACGACAGUUCAAGUCACCUGGACAGUUGACCGCCAAUCACAGUUUAUUCAGGGCUACCGAGUAAUGUAUCGCCAAACGUCUGGCCUACCGUCUCCAGCUGUGUGGCAGAAUUUAGAGGUCAAAGUCCCAACAGAGCGCAGUGCUGUUCUAGUCAACCUGAAAAAGGGGGUUACAUAUGAAAUUAAAGUUCGCCCUUAUUUCAAUGAAUUCCAAGGAAUGGACAGUGAAUCAAAGUCUGCUCGUACCACGGAGGAAGCUCCAAGUGCCCCUCCUCAGUCUGUUACUGUCCUGACAGUUGGAAACCACAACAGUACAAGCAUCAGCAUCUCCUGGGAUCCUCCCCCUCCAGAUCACCAAAAUGGAGUCAUCCAGGAGUACAAGAUCUGGUGCCUAGGUAAUGAGACUCGAUUUCAUAUCAACAAAACAGUAGAUGCAGCCAUUCGGUCUGUAGUAAUAGGUGGCCUAUAUCCAGGUAUUCAGUACCGUGUGGAAGUUGCUGCAAGCACCAGUGCAGGUGUGGGAGUAAAAAGUGAGCCACAACCCAUAAUAAUUGGAGGUCGUAACGAAGUUGUCAUCACUGAAAAUAACAACAGCAUAACAGAGCAAAUCACUGAUGUUGUCAAACAGCCUGCCUUUAUAGCUGGCAUUGGUGGUGCAUGUUGGGUAAUUCUGAUGGGUUUCAGCAUCUGGUUGUACUGGCGCAGAAAGAAGAGGAAGGGGCUCAGUAAUUAUGCUGUUCAGUCCUUCACCUUCACCCCUGCAGUCACUUUCCAAAGAGGAGAUGGAGGACUAAUGAGCAAUGGAAGUCGACCAGGUCUGUUGAAUGCAAGUGACCCCAGUUAUCCUUGGCUUGCAGACUCUUGGCCUGCCACAAGUCUGCCAGUAAACAACAGCACUAGUGGACCCAAUGAUCUUGGCAAUUUCAGUCGAGGAGAUGUGAUGCCACCAGUGCCGGGGCAAGGAGAUAAAACUGCUACUAUGCUUUCUGAUGGAGCCAUUUACAGUAGCAUUGACUUCACCACGAAAACUAGUUACAACAGUUCCAGCCAAAUAACGCAAGCUACACCAUAUGCCACCACCCAGAUACUGCAUUCCAACAGCAUCCACGAGUUGGCAGUCGACUUACCUGAUCCUCAGUGGAAGAGCUCAAUUCAGCAAAAAAAUGACCUGAUGGGUUUUGGUUACUCUCUCCCAGACCAAGGCAAAGGCAACAAUGCCUUGCUUUACAUCCCUGACUACCGCGUGGCUGAGGGAUUGGCUAAUAGAUUACCACACAACCAGUCACAGGAUUUCAGCACCACCAGCUCCCACAACAGCUCCGAGAGGAGUGGCAGCCUCUCAGGUGGCAAAGGAGGGAAAAAGAAGAAAAACAAAAAUACUGCCAAACCCCAGAAAAAUAAUGGUUCAAAUUGGGCCAGUGUUCCCCUACCACCCCCUCCUGUGCAGCCGCUUCCAGGCACAGAGCUGGAACACUACGGGGUGGAUCAGCAAGAAGCAGGAUAUGACAGUGAUGGUUGGUGUCCGCCUUUGCCCGUUCAGACCUACCUCCAUCAGGGCAUGGAGGAUGAGCUUGAAGAAGAUGAUGAUCGUGUUCCCACACCUCCUGUGCGAGGAGUAGCUUCAUCACCUGCCAUCUCCUUUGGGCAACAGUCGACUGCAACCCUCACGCCUUCUCCACGAGAGGAGAUGCAGCCAAUGCUUCAAGCCCACCUUGAUGAAUUAACCAGGGCCUACCAGUUUGAUAUAGCAAAGCAGACAUGGCAUAUCCAAAGCAAUACACAACCUCCUCAGGCUCCAGUUCCGCCUCUAGGAUAUGUAUCUGGAAACCUUAUCUCAGACUUGGAAACAGAUGUUCCAGAUGAUGAUGAGGAUGAUAUUGAAGAAGAAACUGUAGAAAUCAGCAGGCCACUGAGAGGUCUAGAGCAUACUCCAGGCUCCAGUAUGGACAACCUAGACAGCUCUGUGACAGGUUCAAUGGUAAAUGGAUGGGGUUCUGCGUCUGAUGAGGACCGUAACUUUUCUAGUCAUAGAUCUAGUGUAGGUAGCUCCUCAGAUGACUCGAUCUUUACCAGCGGCAGUUUUGCACAAGCACUGGUUGCAGCAGCAGAUAAAGCUGGUUUUAGGCUGGAUGGAACCAGCCUGACAAGAACAGGCAAAGCAUACCCUUCCUCUCAGAGACCUCGGCCAAGCAGUCCUUUUUCUACUGACAGCAACACCAGUGGAGCUGUCAAUCAGAGUCAGAGGCCGAGGCCCACUAAAAAACACAAGGGAGGCCGGUUGGACCAACCCCCCUUGCCUCAUCGUAGGGAGGGAAUAACAGACGAUCUUCCACCACCACCCGACCCACCUCCUGGUCAGGGUUUAAGGCAGCAAAUAGUCCCUGGCCAGCGUGGAGGCUCAGCAGAGAGGAAAGGAAGCUCUCUUGAGAGGCAGCAUGCAUCCAGCGUAGAUGACACAAAGAGCUCCUUGGACCGGCAAGCUAGGACGUCACUAGAGUGGCAGCGGCAAACCCAGGAGUGGAUAAGCUCUGCAGAUCGCCAAGAGGAUUUCAGGAAAGCCCAACACAAGCAAGCAUUCGGAUCAGAGGAGGCACUGGUACCAUAUAGUAAACCCAACUUCCCAUCCCCUGGUGGACACAGCUCUUCAGGAACAGCUUCUUCUAAAGGAUCAACCGGACCUAGAAAAGGUGAAGUCUUGCGAGGAGGUCACCAACACAAUGCCAGUGACCUUCUCGAUAUAGGCUAUGUGGGAUCAAACAGUCAAGGACAGUUUACUGGUGAAUUAUAGUAGUUGAGAAGACACAUUGCAAGCUGCUCUGAUGGACCAUCAGGUCUGAACUCAUGGAAGUGAUGACACUAAACAGUGCAAUGAACAUUUUCUUUAUUUAUGUACUAUUAAAAGAACUGUAAAUGCAAUGUAAAGACACACAGCCACACAUAUCCCACAGAUAAUUUACUUGUGUUCUUCUCUUUAAUACACCAUUCACCUUAAACUAUUCCUUGUCAGGAGUAUAUAAAAAGGAAAAAAAAAAAAAAAAUCACCCUCCAGGAUGAAAAGGAUUUCCUUCUGUAUAUAAUUUCUUUUGUUGCAUUGCUAUGCAAGUUCACCUUCUUUUUAGCUAUGUUCAUAUUCAUGUCUGUUUUUAUUGGUCUGUUGUACUAUAUGUGAAUUAAUAGGCUGUGGUGCCAUAUAUUAACUUUUAAUUGUGUAACUUUUAUGUUUAAAGUUUGCACUGCAAUUUUAUUUGGUGAUAAGCACAAAACUCUACUCCUCAUGACAUGAAGAAAAAAAAAGAGACUGAAUAUGUGAAGAAGGUUUAUGUACUGUAAGCUACUUUGGAUAAUGCUGGAUGUAAAGGAGGAUGUUAGGUGGUUUUCCGUUGGGGUGUAGAAAUGAGAAAGUGACAGGCAAAACUGAUGUCAGUGAAGACAUCAGAGACCGAUUUAAAUCUUUUAAAAGCAGGCAACAUAGUUGCUCUUCCUAUUUAAGAAGGGGUCAAAAGUUGGAACUGUUUGUUUAAAGAGUGAAUAUGAAAAUUAAUAGUAGCAUAAGAUGGCCUAGACCCUUUCACUAGAAUGAUACCCUUAGUAUCUGUUUUUAGCCAUCCAAUGCCACUAAGGAGAAGAAAAACAAACCUUGCUACAAACAAAAGAAAUUAAGGUGUUUCACUAAAGCUGUUUUAUAUUGCAGUUUGGAAAGAAUUAUCAUUAAUUUCUGCAACCUAAAAUACAAGUCAGAAAUUUCCCAGGAGUAACAAACUGUAUAAACUCAAGGAAUACCUAGUAAGUAGUUAAGGAUGCAAUUUAUUAUUAAGACUGCUUAUUAUUCAGGCUGCUUCCAAAAAAAUUAAAUGUCAGAGUAUCUUAUUUCAUCUUUCCAAUACAUGUACAGUACAAUAGAGGAUAGAGCUGCACCACUGAAAUUCAUGACAUUAAUUGUUUUGAUGCAGUCUAGACAAAAUUUUGUGUUCUUUUACCUAUAGUCUGUGAGAGCUGAAGCUGAAUUCAUAUUACUUGAGAUUCAAUACAUCCAAAAAGUUGGAUAUUAGCAAAGAAAAUCUUUGACCUUUUUUUUUUUUUUUUUUUUUUUUUUUAAGUGAGUGGCUACACACCCUACUAUGAUGAGGAAAUAACACGUUUAUAUACUUUUUGAAUAAACCAGACUCUGUAAGUGGACAUUAAUGACAGCAUCCUUUCUCUUCAUUAAUUUUCAUGACUUUGUCCAAAUCUUCUGUACCUCUCAAAUCUCAAUGAGAAAAUUUUCAAACUUUUCUUAGAAUAUUGUAUGUGGGUAGCCCACACAUUUGAUGCUUAAUUUAAAUAUUGCACCCUACAUCUUAUUUCUGUUAGUUAUCUGACCAUGAACACUAGUUUCCAUUUUAAUACCCUUUUCGUAUAACCAGUCUAUGUUGUUUUAUAUAUUGCCUUGGAGCUCACCAGUAUUAAGGACACUUUUAGUAAUGGCAGAAUUUUAGAAAAGUAAAAUAAAAUGCUAAAUAUGUGUUGCUUUUCAUUUCAUUAACUUGUUCCAUGAUAAGAUAAAACACUGCAGCCAUCAGCUAUAACUCAGCACUAUCAAAUAUAAAAAAAAAAAAAAAAAAAAAAAAAAUCUAGUUGACUUCCUUAAGGUAAAGAUUGUUAUUUAGCAACUUACAAACCAAAAAAAAAAAAAAAAUAGUUGAGAAAAAAGAAUUCAUUUAUCUCUAUAUGUGAUCAAUAAGUAUAUGUAAUUUUCCUGCUUGUUAAGUCAUUAUAGUUAAAACCAUUGCUUAAAAAUGUGCAAAAAUGUUCAAGCAAGCUAAAGAAGGCAUCAUAUAUAAAUAUAAAUGAUUUUCUUACUUUGUUAUUUGUUAUCUAGAGAAGAUUAUUCAGGGUACAAUUCAAAUUGAAUUCUCUGGAAAAUGUUUAACUAAGUUACCAGUAGAAUAUUUUUUCUGUUAAUUUGAAAGCUUGUGCUGAGCUUUGGUGGAACACCUUACUAUAUUCUAUUUAAAAUUCAGUAUCAUUAGAAGUUGAUAAAGUCAUCCCAAUUACUUUCAAAUAUGUGUUUUAUCUCUUCCACUGGAAAGUAAACGUGUGUCAGUAUUAAAGCUGUGCAGUACCAUGAUACUCACUAACUUGUCCAUCUGCUUCUGUACAUUUUUGUUCAUUAAUAAUUUGCUUACAAUAUUACAUGAGAUGUUGUUGUGUAUCACAAAGUGUCUCCAUUAUCUUACAGGUGAUGUCUCUUCUUUUUUUCUCUCUCUCUUUUCUAUACAGCGUACUUCCAAUGAACCACAGUACAUAUUUUUAAAAAUGCCAUUUAAUUUACUAUUUUAAAACAAGUAUUCUUUUUUUUUUUAAAAAAAAAAAAGGAAAACAUUUAUUGUGAAUAAUGUUUAAAGAAAAGGGAUGUUGUGGCAGAACUUAGAAUUGUUUUUUUUUAAUUUGUUUUUUUUUUUUUUAAAAAAAAAUACAAAACUGUUUAUUGGCUACAGUUGGUUCAUGAAAAAGUAUGACCUCUUAAUGUGUUUCAUUGGUAUUGUUAGUGCAGCAAAGUUUAAUUGGCAUAAAAAGUUGGUUAAUAGUACUGUUGAAGUGUGUAUUGUAUAUUUACUGGGGAAAAAAUAAAACAUAUUCACAUUUCAAAUCUAUGUUAAAAGACCUUGAGUAAGGACUCAAUAUGUGAAAAUCCAAACUGGGAACAAUCAGGCAAUAAUAACAUAGACUGAGCUAUAAUCAUCACUGUCCACUUACAGGUAACAAGGAUCAUUUUAUACCCUGUUUUUUGAACUAAGCUAAUAGUUGUCUUAUAAAUAGCCUGAUGGCAUCACCAGCCAUAGGGAUUUCUGAUGAAGGUCCUCUCUACAUUGAGAAUAGUUGUACCAAUGGAAUUGCACUGAUGCAGCUAUUCUAGUGAUAUAUCCUCCAUUUGCAGACAUGUAAUGUCUAUGUACAGUAAGGACUGCAAGCACAUAGCUUACUUUGUUUAAAGCCCAUAAUGUAGUACACAUGUAAAAAUCUGUGUUCAGCAGGUCUAAACCCCUUGACUUGGGGUUUUGUACUGGUGGAGCUAUUGCCAACCCAGUACAGGGUGUCCACAGAAUGUGGAUAGGUGCUAGGUCAAUUUUUCUCAAUCUUUGCAUUGAAUAUAUGCUCAAUUUUUAAUGUGGGAGGGCUGAAGAGUCAAAUAAUAAAUUGUUACAUGUACUUCAGUGGUGUAUUGCUACCAUUUCAGUGAUGCAAACAGACUUUUUUGUUGUUGUUGUUGUUGUUAUUUAAUAUUUCUCAAGUCCUUAUCCAAGUCAGUUAACCUUUUGAGUAACUUUUGGCUGUCACCUGAAAUUCCUUGGGAAAAAAAAAAUACAAAAAAAAAAAAAGAAAAAA